GCCUUCUUCUCCAUUCCUCAACACUUCCCAAACCCGUAGCAGCCUCUGCCCACUUGGUCAUCCAUAGCCACCACCAGAGAGCCAUGGCCCGUUUUCAGUCUCUCUCCCUCCUGCUCAUCCUCAGCGUUGCCCUGGCUUUUCUCUCCUCUUUAUCCAAUGCUCAGUAUUACUAUGGCUCACGGCUGCACCCUUCAGAGUGUGGGGCGAGGUGCUCGUACCGGUGUUCAGCAACACACCACCGGAAGCCAUGCAUGUUCUUUUGCCAGAAGUGCUGCGCCAAGUGCCUCUGUGUUCCUCCCGGCACCUACGGCAACAGGGAGUACUGCCCAUGCUAUAACAACUGGAAGACCCAGGAAGGAGGCCCCAAGUGCCCCUAAAUGCAUCUUCCCACAUUCUUAUAGAUAUAUAUAAGUUGAAGUUGAAGCAGAAGUACGUAGGAGAUCUUUGGUCCAGAGAGGACCAUAGCGUUAGCAGCUUUUGGGAAUGGAAUCUGGCUAUGGAGAUGAACUUGGAAGGCUUAUUUUUAAUCCAAUCACGUUCAAACUCGUAGUUUACCUUCCAUUCGUAGUUGGCAUACUAUUUAUACUAUGCAGUCAUGCUCUUACUGUUAAGGACGAAGCUCACUCAGCUCGAGUUAGCUAGCCUCAUCAUGAAUACACUACUCUAUAAAUUAUUGGUUUACUAGUGAA
Molecule: messenger RNA, 689 nt
Organism: Nymphaea colorata (pocket water lily)
Lineage: Eukaryota; Viridiplantae; Streptophyta; Magnoliopsida; Nymphaeales; Nymphaeaceae
Product: protein RSI-1-like
Exons: 3
Coding region: 84-377 (97 amino acids)
Source: RefSeq, a predicted model, not a curated record